AUGGGUGUGCACAAGCAGAGGGUUGCGAUUAUUGGCUCCGGUAACUGGGGUAGCGCUAUUGCCAAGAUUGCUGGCUACAACUGCGCUCGUCACACCGAGUUAUUCGAGACGCGUGUAAACAUGUACGUGUACGAGGAGAUGGUGGAUGGCCGCAAGUUGACGGACAUCAUCAACACCGAGCACGUGAACACGAAGUACCUUCCUCAUGCUCGUCUGCCUGAGAACGUCGUGGCUGUGCCUAGUGCUGAGGAGGCGGCGUGUGAUGCUACCCUGCUGGUGUUUGUGCUGCCGCACCAAUUCAUUCUCAACGUGUGCAAGUCGUUGCGCAACGCCAUUGCGCCGGAUGCGCACGCUAUCUCGAUGAUCAAGGGUGUCGAGGUGGCCGAACACGAAAUUAGCAUCUACGCUGAUGUGAUCCAGGAUGCUCUUGGUAUCCCAUGCGCUGCUCUCAGUGGUGCUAACAUUGCCAACGAGGUGGCUUCGGGUCUCUUCUCUGAGACCACGGUCGGUUACCGCCCGCACCAGCGCCGCCUGGCGGAAUACUAUGUCCGCCUCUUUGACACUCCCCAGUUCCGCGUGGGUAUGAUCGAGGACGUGGCUGGUGUCAGUCUUUGUGGUGCCCUGAAGAACAUUGUCGCCGUGGGUGCUGGCUUUGUGGAUGGUCUCGGCUGGGGCGGCAACGCCAAGGCUGCUAUUAUGCGUAUCGGGCUGAUGGAGAUGCGUCGCUUCUCGUUGGAGUUCUUCGACAACGUGAAGCCGGAGACCUUCACGGAGACAAGCGCUGGUGUGGCCGACCUGAUCACCACGUGCUACGGUGGCCGUAACCGCAAGUGCGCUGAGGCGUUCGUGAAGACCCGCAAGCCGUUCAACGUGCUGGAGGCUGAGCUCCUCAACGGCCAGAAGCUCCAGGGUACCGAGACUGCGAAGGAUGUGUACGAGUUCCUGGAGGCUCGUGGCAAGGUCGACGAGUACCCCUUGUUUAAGACGAUCUAUGAGAUUUCGUUCAAGGGUCUCGAUCCCGAGAAGCUCACUGAAAACCUCUAG
This is a messenger RNA of Malassezia pachydermatis, 1044 nucleotides long. Its product is annotated as glycerol-3-phosphate dehydrogenase (nad+). The coding region runs from base 1 to 1044 and encodes 347 amino acids. The transcript is spliced from 4 exons. Gene Ontology annotation, biological process: carbohydrate metabolic process; glycerol-3-phosphate catabolic process. Gene Ontology annotation, molecular function: NAD binding; glycerol-3-phosphate dehydrogenase [NAD(P)+] activity; protein homodimerization activity. Gene Ontology annotation, cellular component: cytosol; nucleus; glycerol-3-phosphate dehydrogenase (FAD) complex. NCBI's taxonomy places the organism in Eukaryota, Fungi, Basidiomycota, Malasseziomycetes, Malasseziales, Malasseziaceae. The record is from RefSeq and is a predicted model, not a curated record.